Molecule: messenger RNA, 3377 nt
Organism: Nerophis lumbriciformis (worm pipefish)
Lineage: Eukaryota; Metazoa; Chordata; Actinopteri; Syngnathiformes; Syngnathidae
Gene: vps54
Product: VPS54 subunit of GARP complex
Biological process (GO): retrograde transport, endosome to Golgi; Golgi to vacuole transport
Cellular component (GO): GARP complex
Molecular function (GO): syntaxin binding
Source: RefSeq, a predicted model, not a curated record
GGUCAGUUCAGAGCCGAGAGACGAGAACUCUGCGAGCCGUCCUGCGGUGCGCCAUGGUCGGCUUUCAGCUUGCGCCUGCUGCCUUGCUCCUGGUUCUUGGGCGGUUGUUUGUGUGAUGGUGAACGGCUGGCGAACACUUCCGACGACAGCUAGCGUGUCCUCAUGUCAUGGCCGCCCGCCACAACUCCUCCACAGCGCCUCGGACCGAUGGCGCCGGCCGAGACGGCUUGUUCCGCAAGGAGCGGGAGCCUUCGCCCGCCCUGCGUCGGCCGGCCCGCUCGCUGCCUGACGUCUGCCCCAAAGAACCCACUGGUGAGGGGCGGGGCCUGUGUGACGGCCCGUCAGUGGUGGCGGAACACGACAGGUGGACAGUGUACAGUUCAAAGGUCAACCUCCCGGCAGCGCUCAAUGACCCGCGCCUCGCCAAGCGGGAGGCGGACUUCUUCACCAAGACUUGGGGUGUGGACUUUGCUGAGACCGAGGUCAUGCCCUCCUUCUACCUGGCCAACGUCACACGGGAACACUUCCUGUCCUACCUGCAGGACAUGGCACAGAGGGAAAGAAUUCAUGAGCGUUGUAAGAGCAUCUGUCCUGUUAAAGAUGAUGACAUGGACGCAGUCUCCAGCAUCAAUACAAGCCAAGAAAAGUCACGAGCAGAGUUGGAACAAGUGCCCAAGAUCUUCAUGAGAGCUGACUUUGCUUUGGAGGAAGCAAACACUUUCAACUUUGUGUUGCCAUGGACACACUUUAACAACACUUCCGCUAAAAACUACCAAGACAUGUACUCCUCCAAACUACUACAAGAAAAACUGAGUCACUACCUGGACGUGGUGGAGGUGAGCAUCGCGCGGCAGAUCUCCCUUCGCUCGGAGGCCUUCUUCCACGCCAUGUCGUCCCAACACGAGCUGCAGGACCGUCUGAAAGAGACCCAGCAGGCCGUGGCCGUCCUGCGUCGCCGUACCGCCGCCAUCGACCGCAUCAUGUGCCAGGGGCCGCUGCGGGCCCUCCACGCCGCUCUGACGCGCAACAACUGCGUGAAGCUGCACAACAAGCUGAAGCUGAUGGCGGCCGUGCAUCAGACGCAGCCCACCGUGCAGCUGCUGCUCUCCACGUGCGAGUUUGUGGGCGCCCUCGAACUCAUCGCCACCACCAAGGAAGUUCUGCUGCAGGAACUGCAAGGUGUCCAUAGCUUCAGACACUUAGGCUCUCAGUUGUGUGAGUUGGAGAAGCUGAUCGACAAGAUGAUGGUGGAGGACUUCAGCAUGUACGCCCGCAGCGAGCUGAACCGCAGUCUGAGGGAGGAGCCUCAGGUGCUGGAGAAGGAGCGUCUCCAGUCGCUGGUGUUUGGGCUCCUGCGUCAGAGGAAGUUGGACUUCCUGGACAUUUACAGUGACGAGAUGAUUGCUGCGGCCAAGGCCAUCGUGUCCCAGUGCGUGGCCGAGCAUCUCCUGUACAUCGACGACAUCGACACCGAAGUCAUCACCAAGCUGGCCGAGCAGAUGCGUCUGAUGACCUUCCCUCAGUGGUUUGACCUCCUCAAGGACGUCUUUGACUCUUUCCUCGUCUUCCUCCAGAGGAUGAAGGCCACGCUCGGCGUGAUCACGGUGGUGGUUCAGGAGGUUUUGGAGUCCAACCAGAAGAUCUCCUCCAGGGACAAGUCCAGCUCGGAGGAACCGGGUCAGGAGUCUUUCAGCGCGGCAGGGCCCAUGAGCAGCGAGGCCGAGCUGGCCUACUUGACCCACGAGGGCCUGUUCAUCAGCGACGCCCUGGGUGAGGCCCAGCAGUACCAGGACCACGCCCGCCAGGAGGCGCCGCCCCGUAAACCGGAGGCUGACUCUGAUCAGAACUUCACGUCAGGUGACAUGAUGCCGUCCGACCUGGAGCUCAAGCGAGUGCUGAACAACAUCAAGGAGCUUCUGCACGCCGCCUCCGACAUCAGCCACGACCGCUGCGUCAAAGUCAUCACCGCCCGGGCCAAGGACGGCUCUCUGGAGCGACUCAGCUCAGCAGACUUUGUGGCGCUCUCUGUGGCUGUGGAGGACUUUGCCAAGGACACGGAGGACGUGUGUGGCAGGCGCAGCGUGUCCCUGAGGGGGGCGCUGCAGAGUCAGGCCAACCGCUUUGUCCACCGCUUCCAUGACGAGCGCAAGACCAAACUUAGUCUCUUGCUGGAUAACGAGCGCUGGAAGCAGGCGGAGGUUCCUGCAGAGUUCCAGGAGCUGGUGGACUCCAUGGCGAGCGGCAGGAUAAUGCUGUUAGCACGCAAGGCAGCAGCGGCCCCAGAAGACAGGAAGCCCGGCGACUUCCUGCUGGUGGACGGGCAGAAAUACGCCGUGGUCGGCACCGUGCUGCUGCUCAUACGGAUUGUUCUGGAAUACUGUCAGUGCGUCAACGACAUCCCGUCCAUCGCCACCGACAUGCUGACACGUCUGUCCGAUCUUCUCAAGCACUUCAACUCUCGCAGUUGUCAGCUGGUUCUUGGAGCUGGAGCCAUGCAGGUGGUCGGCCUCAAGACCAUCACCACCAAAAACCUUGCAUUAGCCUCCCGCUGCCUCCAGCUAGUGGUGUUCUACAUUCCCGUCAUCAGACGUCACUUUGAGAGCAAACUGCAAGCCAAACACUUGAGUGUCCUGCGACACUUUGACCACAUCACCAAGGACUACAGUGAUCACAUAGCAGAGGUCUGGGCCAAGCUGGUGGCCAUCAUGGACAGCGCCUUUGAGAAGAUUCUCACCAAGUACGAGGUGAAGGCGCCCAUGCCGUCGUCGUGCUUCCGGAACGUUUGCAAGCAGAUGUCCAAGAUGCACGAAGCCAUCAACGACCUUCUACCUGAAGAGCAGACGCAGAUGUUGUUUACGAGGAUCAACAGCAGUCUGAAGAUGCAUCUGAAGAAGCAGCUGACUCGACUCUGCGUCAUCAACGACGGAGGACCGCAGCACGGGCUGGUGGGGGUGGACGUGGCCUUCUACUCGGAGAACAUGCAGGCGCUGAAGAACCUGGAGCGUUUGGACCUCAACAUGCCCGACAUCUGGGAGCACAAGAGGUGAUGUCCGGGAACCUUUUUGGCGUGAUCAAGAUGGCGUCCUGCUGCUGCCCCUUACCAUGUGACCCAAACAGGAAGUUGUUUUGGACUCCCUGUCGCCGACUCCCAAAGAAGGUAGUAGGUUGUCACAUGAUGCUGUCGCCAUGACGACACGGGAAGCGCGGUAACUUUUUUAUUGAGGUUCUUAAAGUGAAAAGUGGACCAAGGUGACGUCUCAGGAAAACUUUUUUUUUUUCCCUCUAAACCUCAAAAACUUGAUUCAGUCAGCUGACGUCACUGUGCCUCUCCCUCCAGUGCGUGUGUGUGUGCGUGCACGUGUGUGUGUGUGUGCGCG